Messenger RNA from Arabidopsis arenosa, 1029 nucleotides. The record is from the annotation of a GenBank genome assembly. Lineage: Eukaryota; Viridiplantae; Streptophyta; Magnoliopsida; Brassicales; Brassicaceae.
UAGGGUUUCUCUUUUAUUUCAAUCAUGGCUUCGGGAUCAAGCAAGACAAAUGCCCAAACGGCGCAAAUCGCUUCCACGGCGGCGGAGCCCAUAGAGACAACCACUGACGAAUCCACCGUCUCUUCAUCUCUGAACAAGGACAGAUCCGACUCCGAAACAAAGGAAGAUGAUUAUUCCUCCGACGGGAAUGAAUACUCUGCCGAGAGCGACGAAGAAGAAGAAGGAGAAGACUACGAAAGCAACGGAGAAGAAGAAGAAGAUGAAGAUGAUUGCGAAAGCAACGAAGAAGAAGAUGAUGAUAACGAAAGCAACGAUAAGGAAAGGGACGGAGAAGACGAUGAAGAUAGUAUAGUGGACGACGGAGAUUCAACAAGCGAUCAACCAGAAUGGGGAGUGGAUGACUUCGAUGAUAUAUAUAGCGAUUUCUAUUCACCUGAUGAAGACUGUUAUACCGACGAAGAAGAUGAGCGUAAAAAACGUCUUUAUCGUCGAAAUCUCCACUUUAGCCAUGGUUUUCUGGUGGAAAAAGGAAUUCGUCCACGUUCAGUAUGGAGUGGCGCAAUCUUACUUGAACCUCUGGACAGUGAACAUUCUCCGGUUAAAGGAAGGACACAGCUUCAAUAUGCACAAGACAUGGUCAAAUUGUCUCUUCGCAAAUACAAUGCCUUAAACGAAACCAAUGUGACAUUGGAUCAUAUUGUACGAGUGACAGGGUCUUUCACUGGUAGGUGGGUUUCGUAUAUCACUUUCAUGGCGAAAGAGUCUGAGGAUGAUGAUACGCUUGUGGAGUAUCAAGCCAAGGUUGUGAAGAAAUUAAGAUGCAAGACUUAUCCUAUGUUUUGCAGGCCUAGUCCCAAGCUAGAUCCAGAUAUGUAGUCUAAAUUAUCUUUUGCUUUGUUUAUGGCUAACUGCCUAACUUCAUGAUUAUAUAGUCUUUUUUCUUGCUUUUCUUUUGGAUUUCUUCAAAUGGAUCUUGGUCCAAGCUACUGAAAAAUGUAUUGUAAUGCGAAAUACAUCAACCUAAUGAUG